CUCCAAAAUAAUAAAAUUAAAUAAAUGGGUAAAAAAGAGAAGGCCAAGGACAGGCUUGAUAAGUACUACAUCAUGGCUAAGGAACACAACUACAGAUCCAGAGCAGCAUUUAAGUUGAUCCAGCUUAACAGGAAGUAUAACUUCUUAAGCAAAUCUAAGGUCCUGAUCGAUCUCUGUGCAGCUCCAGGAGGUUGGUUGCAAAUAGCAGCGAAGUAUAUGCCUAUUUCUUCAAUAAAGAUUGGUAUUGAUCUUGACCCAAUCCCUCAUGUGAAGGGAUGUGUCACUUUCCAAUGUGAUAUCACAACCCCAAAGUGUAUCUCCCUCAUCAAGAAGGAGAUCAAGCAUUUCGAAGCAGAUGUAGUGCUCAAUGAUGGUGCUCCCAAUGUCGGAGCUCAGUGGAGUAAAGAUGCUUAUGGACAAGCAGAGCUUGUCUUGGCAGCCUGCAAACUUGCUACACAAGUGCUCAAGAAGGGAGGUACCUUUGUCACAAAAGUAUUCAGAUCUAAGGAUUAUAAUGCAUUAAUCUGGGCCUUCAAUCAUUUGUUCAAGAAAGUUGAGCCUUUCAAACCAGCUGCUUCAAGAUCGAACUCAGCAGAGACCUUCCUGGUAUGUCUUGAAUACAAAAAGCCAGACCACAUCGACCCUAAAAUUCUUGACCCAAAGCAUAUUUUCGAAGAUAUUGACACUCUUGAAGAAGGUUCAAAGAAGAAGAUCAACUCGUUGAAGAAGCUUCUUGAGCAAAAACACUCAAGAAUCGGGUAUGAUGAUCUCGACGGAAGCGGUGCCUUUUACAAAGAAGAAAAGCUCUCAGUCUUCAUGAAGUCUCUGGAACCAUACAAAUUCUUAACCAAGUGCCAUAGAUUCGUAAUCGAUGAGGAAUGCAAGGAAGAAAUCUUCAAUGUGGUGAAGCCACCAGCCUCUUUAGAGAGCAUCGUUGAUGAUCUCAAGGUCUUGGGAAGAUCUGACCUGACCCUCCUGCUUAAAUAUCGGUCCAAAUAUCUUCGUCAAGUUCAAAAGCGGAGAGCUAAAGAAAAUAAAGAGAGAAAACUUGCUGAGGAAAAACCCUUAACAAAGGAAGAAAUUGAGAAGGAGAAUGAAGAAGCCCUUGAAAAGGCCCUUCAAGAGAAAAAGAAGCAGGCCAUGAAGAAAGAGCGUAAGCAGAAUGAAAUCCAGAAGAAAUCUGAGUACCUCCAAAAGAUGUCUAUCAUGACCAGUGUCAACGUUAUGAACAACGAUGACGAAAUCUCAUUCGAUCCCAGAACUUUUGCCAAGCUCCAACAAGUAGAAAAUUUAGAUGAGCUUCAUGACUCUGAUGCUUCCAGUGAGCUAGAUGAAGAACAAAAGAAAGAGCUGGCUAAGCAGCAAGAAUAUGAAGAUAUGCUUCAAGAUAAUGAACUUGAUGAGUAUGACUCAGAUUAUGAGAAAGAAAAGACUCUUAAAAUGGACGAAGAGAUGGAAAACAGGAUGAAAGAACAUAAGGAGUACCAGCUAGACACCUCCAAUCUUGAUAGAGAGGAAAAAAUCGUGAAGAAAAAGAUCGCUAAGGGUAAAAGAAACCUUGAAAUGCAGUUCGAAAACACGGCAAAUUUUGAAGUUACAAAGUACAACAACAAGGAUGUUCAAGAACAAGACUCAGAAGAACUUUCCAGUGACGAGGAUGAACUAGCUGCCAUUAAAGCCAUUGAAGUCCAGAACAAGAAGCGUGUGAAGACCUCUGAGGAUAAUGAGUUCAUUAACCCUCUGGUUGCCACCAAGAAGGACCUAAAGAGGUUUAAGAAAUCCCUUGAAAAUAAGGAAGUCAAAGAAUCUGACGCUGAGAGCUUCGACUCCGACGUUGAAGAACUUGCUGAUAAAAUGGACAAGGAGAAACAAGAGGAGAAGGAAAUGAAGAAAAAGAGAAACCUCAAGAAACUCCAAAAGAUGGAAGAAGAAGUAGGCGCUAAAACAUUUGAAGAAGUCAAAGCAGAAAAAACUUACUCUGACUAUGACUCAGAUGAGAUUGCUGAGAUCAGGGCCAUCGGCAAAAGGAUGCUCAGGAAGAAGGAAAGACUUGAUAUGAUCGAUGCUUCUUACAGUAGAUAUGCUUAUAAGGAAGAUCCUAGUGAAUUACCAACUUGGUUCGCUGAAGAAGAGGAAAAGUUCAACAAGCCAAUCCCUCCUGUGACUAAAGAGGAAAUUCAGAUGGAAAAGAAGUUCAUGAAGGAAUACAACGCUAGACCUUCAGCUAAGCUAGCUGAGUAUAAGGAGAGGAAGAAGAGAAAGAUGGCUAGAGCUAUGCAGAAGGUCAAACAGAAGGCAAACCAGAUUGCUAACUCUGACGAAUUUAACGAUGUUAGUAAAAUGAGACAAAUCAAGCGUAUGUACAGUCAAGAGAAGCGUAAGCUCAAUGAGCAAUUCAGACAGAAGAAGGAGACUAUCGUUGGGAGGACAUUCUCUACUAGUGCUCCAGGAAAAACAGCUGGAAGAAAAUACAAAAUGGUUGAUUCUAGGAUGAAGAAGGACACCAGAGCCGAGAAGAGAGCUACUAAAAAGAAGAAGGGCACUGGCAAAAGAAUUAAAAUGAGAAAGUAGAUUAAAACAAUUGUGUAUUAACAUACCUAUUUUCAAA
Messenger RNA from Moneuplotes crassus, 2608 nucleotides. NCBI's taxonomy places the organism in Eukaryota, Ciliophora, Spirotrichea, Euplotida, Euplotidae. The record is from the annotation of a GenBank genome assembly.